CGCGUUCAAAUAAAGUUUUGUGAGCGACUGAGUGUGUGAUGACGUAGCGCUGGUUUGAUUCUGUUUUGCGGGAAACAGCUGCAGCAACUUUUGGCUUCACGACAACUAUAGGAAUAAACAUUAGACUAUCGGGAUAUUGGAAGCGAGCGAUAUUUAUAAGUCUCUGUUUGCGUCCCUAAAGAGUAAUAGGAGUAAAAUUCGGAAUGGAAGUGACUGAAUUAGCUAGCCGGCUAGUUUAGCAGUAGCAGUGUACAGUAGUAGUGGUUAGCUUGCUAGCUUUUUCUCAGGACUCGGUUAUUCAGCCGAGCAAUACCUGUGGGUUUUUGUUGUUGUUUGUUUAUUUGUUUGUUGUUGUUUACACCAUGUCUGAAAACCUGCUGAAAGAAUGUCCUUUAUUAGUUGCGCUGGAUAAAGAGAAAACUAUUUACGAUGGUUUUAUCUCAGUACAGGAAAGAGACUUCAGGUUAAGAAUAACACUCCCUCCAGACCAUCAGCUGAAACAGGCAAAGUUGUACUGUUGCUGGGAACUGAAAAGGCUGCUGAAAAACCAUCAGCACAUCCUAAAACAGAGGUUACAACAUUCUUCAGAUUUGGUCGGGUUUAUUUUGGAGCUGAGGACCAUAUUGGAAGUAGCAAUGAAGAGCCAGCCAAGCUGGCAGUCCAUUCCACCACCUCAGUACUAUUCACAGCUCAUCACAGAGAUAGAGAGUUUAGGAUGGGAUAAGCUGAUCUUCAUCGACACUGACUUCCACACUCUUAAGUUGAAGGCAGAGGACUCCUCUCAUCGUCAGCAUGUCUUUACAGUUAAGCUUAAAUCAAAGUACCCAGCAGAAGCUCCAGAAUGCUCCGCGGACCUGCCUGUCCCACUGGUCAUUACGUGGACCCCACAGAGUAAUUUAGCCCACAUGCAUAGCCAGUUCCUGUUGAUUGUGGAAGCCUUGGCUGAAUUCUGGGCAGUGAUGGAUGAGAUUGAUGAGCACACCUGGGUGCUGGAACCUGAAAAACCUAUCAGAGCAGACACGAUGAGAAGGAUCGCUAUUGGGAACAACGUCUCCAUAAAGGUUGAGAUCAACCCCAGGCAUCCGAAGAUGUUACCAGAAUGCUGCCUGCUUGGAGCUGAGCAUGCGGUAACCCCCCUGAGGAGCAAGCUGAACGCUAACAUGCAUUUAUGGAACCCCGACUGCAGCGUCCUGCAGAACAUGAAGGAUGUUAUGGAGAUAGGAUUCCCAUCACCUGCCACCCACGAAAAAUCUAGUUUUAGUGUGGAGUGCGGCAUCUGCUAUUCAUAUCGCCUGGACUCUGCCAUUCCAGAUCAGGUGUGUAACGAUCCACGCUGCGGGCAGCCUUUUCAUCAGGCCUGUCUCUAUGAGUGGCUGAGAGGUUUGCCCACCAGUCGCCAGAGCUUCAAUAUUGUGUUCGGAGAAUGUCCUUACUGCAGCAAGCCCAUCACAGUGAAAAUGGCCAUACAAAAACCGUGACCACUCAGCAAAAUGGAUGCUGUGUUUCAGAAGGACAAGAAAUUUCGUUCUUAAUACUGGAAUAUGAAAACCAAAACACUGUGUUCAAAAGGCAGCAAA
Molecule: messenger RNA, 1577 nt
Organism: Ictalurus furcatus (blue catfish)
Lineage: Eukaryota; Metazoa; Chordata; Actinopteri; Siluriformes; Ictaluridae
Gene: fancl
Product: FA complementation group L
Exons: 14
Coding region: 363-1478 (371 amino acids)
Biological process (GO): protein monoubiquitination; interstrand cross-link repair
Cellular component (GO): nucleus; Fanconi anaemia nuclear complex
Molecular function (GO): ubiquitin protein ligase activity
Source: RefSeq, a predicted model, not a curated record